Messenger RNA from Harmonia axyridis, 4324 nucleotides. Its product is annotated as ATP-binding cassette sub-family C member 4-like. Gene Ontology annotation, biological process: transmembrane transport. Bases 119 to 4099 code for a protein of 1326 amino acids. The record is from RefSeq and is a predicted model, not a curated record. Gene Ontology annotation, molecular function: ATP binding; ATP hydrolysis activity; ABC-type transporter activity. NCBI's taxonomy places the organism in Eukaryota, Metazoa, Arthropoda, Insecta, Coleoptera, Coccinellidae. Gene Ontology annotation, cellular component: membrane. The transcript is spliced from 16 exons.
AUUAACACUGUACCUGAAUUCAUCAGUAUCAUUGAAUUUCAUUAGUGAGGAAUGAAAAGCUUCUGUAGAAUAUAUUAGUGAUUUAUAAUUUUCAAUCUGUGAUUUUCUUCAAUUCAAAAUGGAGGAAUGCUAUCCCUUGGAGAAGGAUAAUCCAAGAGAUCAAGCAAAUAUUAUUUCAAAGUUGUUUUUUGCAUGGAUGGGAAAAAUAUGUGUUGAAAGCAAUAAACAAGGUCUAGAACUCAAAAGCAUUUAUAAGUGCAGCGAUCAUGACAAGUCUGCGAAGCUGGGAGAUAGAUUGGAAAAAAAUUGGUCCAAAGAGUUGGAGCGAAGUAAACUGAAAAAUAAGAAACCUAGUUUGCUCAGAGCUCUUCUGAAGACCUUCCUCUGGAGAUAUCUAGCUUGGGGCUUGCUGCUCUUCCUCAACAAUGUGGUCUUAAGAGUCGCUGUACCUUUGAUUUUAUCAGAUUUUAUCAAGUUAUUCUCCAGGCCAGAUCACACUAUUGAAGAAGUUGCUACGUAUGGAGGCAUAAUAUGCGCUAUGACACUCACAACAGCUUUUUUGAAUCACCACUCGAGCUAUGGUGUCUCUAGAAUUGGAAUGAGAAUGAGAGUUGCUGUAUCAUCACUCAUUUACAGAAAGAUUUUGAGAUUAAGUCAACUUUCCUUGGGAAAAACAGCUGCUGGUCAAGUUGUUAAUCUUUUAUCGAACGAUGUUGCCAGGUUUGAUUUGGUGGUUAUGGCCCUAAAUUUUAUUUGGAUAGGACCACUACAAAUCUUGCUUGUGGGAUAUCUCAUGUGGAGAGAAAUGGGAAUCAGUUCCAUGGUUGGCAUAGUUUCUAUGAUUAUCAUUACUCUUCCAGUACAAUUGUUUAUGGGUAGUGUAACCUCAAAAUUCAGGAUGCAAGUGGCCAAAAGGACAGACUAUCGUGUGAGGAUAAUGAGUGAAAUUCUCAGCGGUAUCCAAGUCAUCAAAAUGUACGCUUGGGAAACACCAUUUGAAGCUGUGGUCAAAGAAGCCAGGGCUCGAGAAGUCAAAUACCUGAGGAGAGCAGCCUACAUCAGGAGCGUCUUGGUCAGUUUCAUGGUUUUCGUAGAAAGAACAACUCUGGCAGUUACGGUAAUCUGUUACGUCCUCAUGGGUCACCAAAUAAGAGCCGAUCUGGUCUUCUCUUUAGCCAUGUACUUCAACUUGCUACAACUUACGGUUGCCAUCAUGUUUCCCCUAAUUAUAUCCUUUGGAGCGGAGUCUCUAGUGUCCAUCAGGAGACUCCAAGAGUUCCUAUUGAUGGAGGAAAAAGACACUUUUAUGAUACGUGAAACUGAGGAUAACAGUAUACGUUUAAAGCAUGUGGAUGCUUGCUGGGUACCUCCAACCUCCACCCUCAAAGGUAUAAGCAUCAAGCUGCCACCUGGUGUUUUAUGCGCAGUAAUUGGUCCAGUAGGGUCAGGAAAAUCUUCUCUUCUUAAACUUCUUCUAGGGGAGUUAAUCCCUUCUUCUGGUGUUGUGGAAUUCAGCGGUGAUAUAUCUUACGCUUCGCAGGAGCCAUGGCUCUUUGCUUCUAACGUCCGUAAUAACAUUCUUUUUGGAGAAGAGUAUAACAGAUCCCAUUACAAAACCGUAGUAAGGGUGUGUGCUCUGGAGAAGGAUUUCGAGCAGUUUCCUGAAGGAGAUAAGACGAGAGUUGGAGAUAGGGGAGUUUCGCUGAGUGGUGGACAAAGAGCUAGAAUUAAUUUGGCGAGAGCUGUGUACAAAGAUUCAGAUAUCUACUUGCUGGAUGAUCCAUUGUCCGCCGUUGAUACUAAAGUAGGGAGACAUCUAUUUGACAAGUGUAUCUUGGAGCAUCUUAGGGGAAAAACGAGGAUAUUAGUGACGCACCAACUGCAGUAUUUGAAGAGAGCCGACAUUAUCAUAGUUCUCAAUAAGGGUUGUAUAGAAGCGCAAGGCACAUUCGAUGAAUUGUCGCGAAGCGAUCUUGACUUCACAAGAUUAUUAGUGGCUGCAGAUGAAUCUUCUGAUCAGGAAAAUUUACAGAAACUGCAGAGAAUUUCUGUGGCUUCAGUAGCGACAACAGUUUCAUUGACUGGAGAAUUGGCAACUGAGGUUUUAGACAACGAGAAUAUUGAAGAAAAAUGUACUUACAAAGGAUCGCCUUUUUGGGCUUACAUCAGAAGCGCUGGGAAUUGCUGUACAUUCAGUGUCAUAAUAUUCCUCCUUCUUUUCUGCCAAGUUCUCCUGAGUUCCUCUGAUUAUUGGAUAACAGUUUGGACAAGUCAGGAAGAGUUUCUUCGUAGCAUGGAAUACCUCAACCAAACAUACAAAAAUCUUCAGAUUGACCCAGAUCCAUAUAUCACAUAUAUAGAUGUUCGAAACAUCUUCAACAAUGAAUCUGAAAUCAUGACGUCUUGGAUGCAAGACCUCAUGGAUAAAGUAGUCACUCACGUGACUAUAAAUGGCGUCGAACAUAUGAUUUGGAAAACUGAAGCUCAGAUGUACAUAUACGGAUCUCUGAUCAUAGCUGCUAUAGUGGUGACCAUUAUAAGAUCAAUAGCGUACUUUGCCGCUUGUAUGGCAGCUUCUAAGAACCUUCACAAUAAGAUGUUCCAUUGUCUGUUGGAGGCUCCGAUGAGGUUCUUCGACACCAAUUCCGCUGGAAGAGUUCUGAACCGAUUUUCCAAAGACAUGGGAGCUAUUGAUGAGAUGUUGCCUAAGGCUCUUGUGGAUGUCAUACAGAUUAUGAUGGUUGUAUGUGGUAUUCUUGUGAUGGUUACUCUUUCAAACCCUUACAUGUGUAUUCUGAUAGUGAUUUUAGGAAUAAUUUUCUUCUUGGUGAGAAUUUGGUAUAUAAACACAGCUAGAUCUCUAAAGCUACUAGAAGGAAUUGCGAAAUCCCCCGUUUUCUCAUACAUCAGCUCAACAAUCAAUGGAUUGACUACCAUUAGAGCAACGAAAAACGAGAAUAUUUUAGUGAGACAAUUUGACGAACAUCAGGAUGUUCAUUCUUCCUCAUGGUGUUUAACAUUAGCUUGUGCUAGUAGUUAUGGUCUAUGGUUGGAUCUUAUAUGUGUUAUCUUUGUGUGUUGUGUUGUUUGUGGUUUUAUAAUUUUAGACCAAUAUACCGCCGUUCAAGGCAGUUUUAUAGGGCUAGGAAUAUCCCAAUCAAUGAUUUUGGUUGGUAUGCUUCAAUUCGGAAUGAGACAGGUAGCUGAAGUUGUGAAUUACCUGACCAGUGUGGAAAGAGUGCUCGAGUACACACAGUUAGAAAGAGAACAUCCUCUAGUCACUCCAAAAGAUAUGAAGCCCCCAGAAAGUUGGCCUAGCAAAGGCAAAAUCAUAUUUCAUAAUCUGAUUUUGAGGUAUGCCGAAAACGAUCCACCAGUAAUCAACAAUUUAUCUCUACAAAUUUAUCCAACAGAAAAGAUCGGUAUAGUAGGAAGAACAGGAGCAGGAAAGUCAUCCUUGAUUGGAGCCCUAUUCAGAUUGGCCCUCAUUGAAGGCAAAAUCAUAAUAGACGACAUUGACACCAAAACCUUAGGACUUAAAGACCUACGUAAAAAAAUAUCUAUAAUACCUCAAGAGCCGGUGCUGUUCUCUUCUAGUAUGCGAUACAAUUUGGAUCCAUUCAACGAAUUCAGCGAUGAUCAAUUAUGGGAUGUUCUUGAAGAAGUAGAACUCAAGGAUAAGAUACAGAGUUUGGACUUCAUGGUCACAGAAGGUGGGAGCAACUUCAGUGUGGGUCAGAGGCAGUUAAUAUGCCUAGCUAGGGCAAUAUUGAGAAACAAUAAAAUAUUGAUUUUGGAUGAAGCAACUGCCAACGUUGACCCUAAAACUGAUGAACUAAUCCAGAUGACAAUAAGAAAAAAAUUCAAAAGGUGCACCGUCCUCACAAUAGCUCAUAGACUAAACACAAUUAUGGACUCUGAUAAAGUGCUUGUGCUGGACAGUGGAUGCAAAGUAGAAUUCGACCAUCCUCAUGUUUUACUCCAAGAUCCUGAAGGAUAUUUCACAAGAAUGUUGAACGAAACUGGUCCUGCAAUGACACAAACCUUAAGGGCCUUGGCAUUUGAUGCAUAUCAGACAAAAAUGCCAGGAAUACUUUAAUGUCCUCAAAAUUCUUUUUUUAAAGGUGUCAACGUUUCAUUCAUACUGUUUAAGUUCAGUAAAUGUGGCAAUCAUUGCCAGUUCAAGACAAUUUUAUCCUCUUCGAAAUGAUUGUUUUUUUUUUGUAAAUAUUAUCUUCAAAUUUAUACAAUAAAUGCUAUUGAGUAAGGGGCAAUCUGUUGUGACUGUAUUGUUUACUUGAAAUUUAUUAUAUAAUAAAAUAUC